Molecule: messenger RNA, 1415 nt
Organism: Babjeviella inositovora NRRL Y-12698
Lineage: Eukaryota; Fungi; Ascomycota; Pichiomycetes; Serinales
Product: NAD(P)-dependent alcohol dehydrogenase
Exons: 1
Coding region: 23-1108 (361 amino acids)
Biological process (GO): alcohol metabolic process
Molecular function (GO): zinc ion binding; alcohol dehydrogenase (NADP+) activity
Source: RefSeq, a predicted model, not a curated record
UUUUUUCACAUUCCAUCACACAAUGGUUUACCCAGAUACUUUCCAAGGCUACGCUAUCCACGACACCCAGAAGUGGUCCGAGGCCAAACUCAUCGACUUUGUUCCAAAGACCUUUGAAUCCCACGAUAUCGAUAUCGAAAUCCAGGCCUGUGGUGUCUGCGGUUCCGACGUCCACCAGACCGCCGAAGGGUGGGGCAAGAAUAAGGUAUCGCCGCUCGUUGUCGGGCAUGAAAUUAUUGGUAAGAUUGUCAGGGUUGGUGCUGAGGUCGACACCUCUAAGUUCAAGCUCGGUGACAGGGUCGGUGUCGGUGCGCAGGUCUGGGCCUGUCUCAAGUGUGACGUCUGCAAGUCCGGAAACGAGACCUACUGCCCACAAUGGGUUGACACGUACAAUGACAUCUACCCCAACGGCGAGUUCUCCCACGGCGGGUACGCCUCUCAUAUCAGAGUCCAUGAGUACUUUGUCUUCAGGAUCCCAGCUUCUCUUGACACCAACACCACCGCGCCAUUGUUGUGUGCCGGUAUCACUGUCUACUCCCCAAUGAAGCGUUUCGGUGUCGCCAAGGGCAAAAAGGUGGGCGUAGUCGGUAUCGGUGGCUUGGGCCAUGCCGCCAUCAUGUUAGGCAAGGCCAUGGGGGCCGAGGUCUACGCCUUCUCCAGAAACGACAAAAAGAAGGAAGACGCGCUUAAGUUGGGUGCUGACCACUACAUCACUACCGAGAAGGAAGGCUGGAAUGAAGCCUACAAGUACAAGUUGGACGUGGUUAUCUGUACUGCCGAUUCUGUCGAGGGCUUUGACUUGAACGCCUACUUGUCCACCUUAAACAUCAACGCCGUCUGGGUCAACGUUGGGUUGCCAGAUGACGACUACAAAGUCUCUCCGUUCUCCUUCAUCAAGAACGGGUGUCUUAUGGGCUCUACCCAUUUGGGUUCCCGCCACGAAAUGGAAGAGAUGUUGGAGCUUGCCGCUGCUCACAACGUCAAGUGUUGGGUUGAGGAGGUGCCAAUCUCCGAGGAGGGUGUCAAGCAAGGGUUGGAAAAGUGUAUGUUCAACCAUGUUAGAUACAGAACUACCUUAACCAACUACGACCAGGCUUUCAAGAGGUAAAGCUAGACUCUCUUGUGUAAAAUAUAUGAUUUCGGUAAGGUAAAAUGUGGCUUGGAUACUAAAGCAGCAUCAGCGAUAGCUACGAAGCGCGAGCUGAAAUCAAGGAACUAUUUUUUUGGUAUCCUAUUCUGAGUCAAAAUCUAUGCGAAAAUUCCCUUAGUAACCAUAACAAGGAUUCAACCUUAGUAGCUGUUGUUGCAUAUUAUGCGCUUGGGGGUGACUCGGUGUUGCAAUAUAGCUCAGCUUCAUCACCCUAGGGCUUUUUUCUCAGUGACUUUCAGUAACCCCUUUCCGUAAAGUAUCACCA